Messenger RNA from Amoebophrya sp. A25, 1837 nucleotides. The record is from the annotation of a GenBank genome assembly. Lineage: Eukaryota; Dinophyceae; Syndiniales; Amoebophryaceae.
CGAUCGAGUUAAGGCUCGAUUUCGUGACCAUGAAAGUCCUCUAUAUGUGCUGAUGAACCACUGAUAAUUUAAAUUUAGAGUGGAGGAAGUGGACUGCGACUGGUGGUUGCAGUUGUCGCCCAAAAAAGACUGUUGCUGUAGUUCCUCUAACACUCGAAGACAUGUCACAGGGUGUUGUGUGGAAGCAGCUGGGCCCACUGAAGUGGCUGCCGCUGAUGAAUUCCUUGCCUCCGUGCCCAAGCCAGUUAAGAUUAGACUAGUAAGUUGUUGGUAGGACCGACUAGAAACUUUUUUAACUUCUUCUAUUAAUCAUAAUCGUCAGGGCAAUGGAACAUCAUCAUCUUGAUCUUAGGCACUGGGACUGGGUAGUUGUCGAAUACGGUUUGAAUACGGUUUCUUCAAGACAUCAUCGAAGCUGCUGUGGUAGUCCAUGAUUCAUCGUAUAGAAUGAGAUCUCUUUGGUACAUAGUCUUUGGUACACAGUUCACGGUGGAUGCAUUAGCAACAUUACGUGUAAGUAUAGUAUAAGUAUUGAUAGAAUUGUUCUACUCUAACCCAAAUCGAGGACGGGACCAAAAGAUACGCGGAGUUCAAGCAGCAUUGCACGCCUUUCAGAGUGGAGGAUAUCCGCAGCUCGUUGGCAAAGGCAGCUGGUGGAGCUGGUGGCGGUGCAACUCCUACGCAUGCUAGAAGUUUCCUAGAGAAGGAAACCUCAGACGCUGGCUUAGAAGUAGAGGACCACGACCAGCAAGAGAACGUUGAGGAGCAAUCUCAAGAUAGUACUAGAAGUAGUUUUACUAUCAAGGCAUCUAGCUCAUCUUCGAGUGCCAGUGGUGGUGGUCACAACAGCAAUACGGGGAGCAAAUUGGAGGAUGUGCUCGCGGAGGCUUUUGCCUUCACCAAUGACCAAGCAGCGCUCCAACGAAACUCCUUAAACAACUUACACGACGAAGACAAGGAGGAAUCCCCUUCUUCAUUUAAGAAUCAUUGGCUUGUUUUGGUGUUUCUGAUGUUACAACCGACGUAGUUGGCAUAUCAAUUUGCCAUUUGUUAUGCCUUUCUUAACUGUAGGAAAGGCAUAGCUUGUAAUAAACUAACGGCAAGAUGAUUGAACGGGCGGGUACUUAUUUUUAAGGAAACUACACGUACACCAAAGCCCUACGACGACCUCUAAUCCAUGGCUCGACUUGAUUACUUCCCACGCUUCCUCAGCAAUAGAUGCUGUACUGGAGACACUGCUGCAGGUGCCUCCAGGCAAUGGAAUGGAAGCAGUAGUGACGCCAAGUAGUCCAACGAUGCACCAGAGGAAUCUACAUAGGAGACCACAACUUAAGGGUUGGAAGUUGACCUAUCAUCUAAGAGCAUCUCUACAGCUUCUUCAAGCAGGAAAGCCACAGAUAUGCGACCUACUAGAGGAGGGGCAACUUUCAACCCCUAAACAACAGGAGAGGGACGAGAGCGUGAUAAUGGUGGCCAACAUCAGUACUUCGGCGGAGGUCGCUGCAACAAGUUAAGGGCGGAUGAAUUUUGAUUCAAGAGUAGAACUGACACAACCGGGUCGUUCGCUUUCCAGUGGAAAUAAACAAUGUCGAAUUUUUACUAGACAAAUCCAACUAAGUAGACGAGACACUAGAACAACACAGCGCAUAGUCACAGAAGAACUUCAAUAUUUUCUGAUGAAAUCAUAUGUCUAGUAAGUACAUCAAAUCUGGACCAAGUAGACAAUGUCUACAUCGAGCUCUUCUAAUUAAUUUUCAUGGACAUCUCCACGCAGAGAGAGGUCUACAUCGAGCUCUUCUAAUCAAUUUUCAUGGACAUCUCCACGCAGAGAGAGGGA